AUGAGUGUACUGGAUCUGAUGUUGACAAGGAUACUCCAGAAGACAUAUAUCUACACAGCUUCUGAAUCCAAUUCAUUAUUUUCUGCAGUCGCAAUCGGAGCGAUGACUGCAGUUUAUCCAUUUAUGUACAUUAUUCAGAAAAAAGGAUCACGAUCCGUGGUAACUCUAGUCGGAUUUUUCUCGGCAGCCACGACGGCUUUGAUUCCGUGGAUGGCAUACUUGGGAUUCUAUCCGUUACUUGCUAUGAGAUUCUUACAAGGAAUGGGAUUAUCAACAGGAUUUACACUGAUUGGAAUCGUGACAAGGCAAUGGUCAAUGCAAGCUCAAGGAGCAUUUUUCUUCGCUUGUCUCUCCUGCUUUUUCCAGAUAGGUCCAAUAUUCACAAUGCCAGUCGCCGGAGCAUUUUGCACUUCUUCUGUCGGAUGGCCUGCUGUCUACUAUGUUCACUCACUGGUCACUGUUCUCAUCUUUUCGAUGUUUUUUGCUUUCUACAGAGAAAAUCCAGUAUCCCACAAGUUUGUCACUGAACUAGAACUCUCGAAAAUUCAACGUGGCAAAGGAGAGACAAAACGACAACCCGUCCCACUGUCUGAGAUUCUGAGAGAUCCUGUAGUCCUGAGUAUCUGGACAACUGCUCUGGCUAACUUUAUGGGAAUUCAAUUAACCAUGCAAUUCUCCCCGACAUAUCUACACAAAAUCCUCGGAUUUUCUGUGGAAGACACUGGUCCAUUCAGUGCUCUCCCACAAGUUAUCACUGCGUUUGUGAAGGUUUCUGCUGGAUAUUCAGCAGAUAAAUUGGGAUGUUGCACUCCAAAUAUUUCAGUGAGGAUAUUCAACAGUCUAGCGUUGGGAGGAAUGAGUCUAACAUUCUUGGGACUCGCAUUGAUACCCACGAGCCAACCUUAUUUCGGUUUAUGGAUGUUGGUAGCGUCGUGUGCUAUUAUUGGAUUCAAUUGUGGUGGAUUCUUCAGAUGUUCAGCGAUUUAUGCAGCCCAGCACAACCAUUUCGUAAUGGGGAUGAACUCAUUUCUCAAUUGUCUCGCUGCCCUAUUAGCUCCAGUCAUAGUCAAUUUCUUUGUGAAAUAUGACACUUGGGAUGAGUGGUAUUGGGUUUGGAUGAGCCAUUUUGUGAUUUUGUUCGCAUCGAAUUUGGUAUUCAUGUACUUUGCGAAUGGAACACCAGCUAAAUGGACGAAACAAAAUGAGAACUAUGAGAAAAUAGAACGAUCUGACAUUGGGUCGAUAUCAGGUGAUGACGUCAUUGUAAUAAAAUUUUAA
Caenorhabditis remanei is the source of this 1278-nucleotide messenger RNA. RefSeq lists its product as uncharacterized. Lineage: Eukaryota; Metazoa; Nematoda; Chromadorea; Rhabditida; Rhabditidae. The transcript is spliced from 5 exons. Bases 1 to 1278 code for a protein of 425 amino acids. Gene Ontology annotation, biological process: transmembrane transport. The record is from RefSeq and is a predicted model, not a curated record. Gene Ontology annotation, molecular function: transmembrane transporter activity.